GUGUGAAGUUAAUAUGUAGUGUCGACUGUGAAACGCUUCACAAAUGUGUUGGAGAGAGAGGGAGAUAGAAGUAGGGCAGCAAAGACCGGACUCUCAUCGAUACACUUGUUCUCUGACAGACUUCACUGAUCUCCAUCUUCACCUUCAUCUCCACCUUCACCUUCAUCUCCAUCUUCACCCAUGUCGGUUCUUCCUCUGUGGGUGAAAAUUUUCCGGCAGGUCUGGAGGUUGAAGGGCGUCGUCGUCCUCGUCUGCAGCCCGUUCAUCCUGCUGCCGCUCGCCGUCAGCACCUCGGAGGCGGCCUGUGCUUACGUCAUAGCCCUCAUGGCGGUGUACUGGUGCACUGAGGUGUUGCCGUUGGCGGUGACGGCGCUGCUGCCGACCAUCCUGUUCCCUGUCCUCGGCAUCAUGGAGUCCAAAGACGUGUGUAUGCAGUACCUGAAGGACACCAACAUGCUGUUUGUGGGGGGGUUGAUGGUGGCCGUGGCUGUGGAGCACUGGAACCUCCACAAACGCAUCGCGCUCAGAGUCCUGCUGCUGGUUGGUGUACGACCUGCCCUGUUGAUGCUGGGGUUCAUGGGAGUAACGGCCUUCCUCUCCAUGUGGAUUAGCAACACGGCCACCACCGCCAUGAUGGUCCCCAUAGUCCAGGCCGUCCUGGACCAGCUCCAUGGCAACGUAGAUCCAGAGCCCUCCUCCAAGAGCCAGAACGGGACCAUCGUUCUGCAUCAGGAACAUCAAGAGAAAACCAUCAGCAACCUGCAAACCGCUGCUACAAGCAUCCUGGAGAAAGGUCUGACACAAGGCAACUCAGAGAAAACCAGCAACCUACAGGACAACAUUUCCUCUGAACAGAAGGUGUCGUCAGAGAGUCAGAUAGACGGACAGGAAACUGUCAAACCAACACCUCAGGACAAACCUCCGUCAGACAGCGACAACACUGGACCUGUGGUUGUGACGGUGGAGAACGUCUGCUGUCAGAUGGAGCUGGAGGAGCUGAGUGACGUGGUGGAGGAGAGGAGGAGGAUGAGUAAAGGCCUCCUCCUGUGCGUGUGCUACGCCGCCAGCAUCGGAGGCAUCGCCACUCUGACGGGCACCGGACCAAACCUGGUUCUGAUCGGACAGAUGAGCCAGCUCUUCCCUCAGAACGGGGACGUGAUCAACUUUGCGUCCUGGUUCGCCUUUGCCUUCCCCACCAUGAUGCUGAUGUUGACUCUCGCCUGGUUCUGGUUGCAGUUCCUCUACAUCGGCUGCAACCUGCGGAGGACGUGGGGCUGCGGGGCUGUCCAAUCAGAGAAGGAGCGAGCAGCGUACAAGGUGAUCAGGGACGAGCAUCGUCGCCUGGGACCCAUGAGUUAUGGAGAGUUCAGCGUCCUGGCGCUCUUCAUCCUCAUGGUGGUGCUGUGGUUCACACGAGACCCCCGCUUCAUGGACGGCUGGGCCACGCACAUCUUCAACGCCAAAGCUGAGUUCGUCACUGAUGCGACCGUCUCUCUGUUUGUUGCCGUGUUGUUGUUCGUUCUUCCCUCUGAGCCGCCGAGAUACCUCUGCUGCUGGAGGAGCUCUGACACAGAGUCCCAAGUGUCACGAGGCCCCGCCCCUCCACUGCUCACCUGGCAGGUGACUCAGAAGAAGAUGCCCUGGAACAUCGUCCUGCUGCUGGGAGGAGGCUUCGCCCUCGCCAAAGGCAGCGAGGAGUCCGGUCUGUCCCGCUGGCUCGGCGCUCAGAUGACACCGCUCCACUCCAUCCCUCCCUGGGCCAUCGCCAUCGUCCUCUGCCUCCUCAUCGCCACCUUCACUGAGUGUGCCAGCAACGUCGCCACGGCAACGCUCUUCCUGCCCAUUCUGGCCUCCAUGUCCCAGUCCAUAAGCUUGAACCCCCUGUAUGUGAUGAUCCCCUGCACCCUGAGCGCCUCCUUUGCCUUCAUGCUGCCGGUGGCCACGCCUCCCAACGCCAUCGUCUUCUCCUAUGGUUUCCUCAAAGUGUCCGACAUGGCUAAAACAGGUGUGGUGAUGAACAUCAUUGGGAUCGGUUGCAUCAGUCUGGCCAUCAACAGCUGGGGUCGCGUCAUGUUUUCUCUGGACUCGUUUCCUUCCUGGGCCAACACCACCGCACCUGUGUAGGACCACUUCUGGUUUCUACAACCUGCAACUUGCUGCCACAAAUGUAUUUUAUCAAAGUUUUCAGGCUUCACCACUGGACUCUGGACAGUGUUUGGGUGAAAUUUCCUAGCAGGGAAUAUGUUUUAUUUUAUUGUUAUACUGCAGCUUGUAACAGCUGGUUCUGAGCCACCAGAAGCAUCAUCUGGACAUAACUGAUCGAGAGCGUGUUUCCCAAAUGUUAUUUAGCUAUUAUUCUUUAGAAGACAAUGAUAUGACUAAUUAGUUCAGUGGAGAUGGACAUUGUUCUGAAUUUAUCAAGUAAGUGCAAGUGAACAAGUCAGGGUUAGUUCGCAGAUUAAAACAAGGGCAGAUCAGAAAACAUGGAGGCUGAAACUGAAGAAGAUAAAGUCUGAUAUCUUACAGUUUCUUCAUAAAGCAACAAACCUACCAAUCAAAAAUUAAAACCUCACAAAGGUGCAAUGUUUGGGUAAACUGACUCCAGAUCAGUGACUUCACCAGGACUUUACUGUUCCAGGAACUCUUCUGUCCUGACAAGAUGCAGGAAAAACAACAACCCUCAUCCCUGUGAAUUGGAAUUCUUUUACGUAAUUAGAAAAUAUAUAUACUGUGUGUUUUCUAUUGUUUUCUAUUUAAGCACAUUAGUUUUAUUGAAUAACAUAGUUUUUAUGUGAGUGAAUGGGUUUGUACAUAAGUAACUUGCAGAGUUUUGUAUCAUGUUGCUAACAGUUUUAUUUGAUGUUAAUAAACGUUGGUCUUUAAAGAAA
Lates calcarifer (barramundi perch) is the source of this 2888-nucleotide messenger RNA. RefSeq names its product solute carrier family 13 member 5a (gene slc13a5a). Gene Ontology annotation, biological process: citrate transport; monoatomic anion transmembrane transport. Lineage: Eukaryota; Metazoa; Chordata; Actinopteri; Centropomidae. Gene Ontology annotation, cellular component: membrane. The record is from RefSeq and is a predicted model, not a curated record. Gene Ontology annotation, molecular function: succinate transmembrane transporter activity; citrate transmembrane transporter activity; sodium:dicarboxylate symporter activity. Bases 181 to 2124 code for a protein of 647 amino acids. The transcript has 13 exons.